AUGCCCUCGAUCUCAUCAACCUAUGGAGCCCUACUAAAGGGCGCCAUUGUCUCAUACAUACCAAACGGUCUCGCAGCUAGACACACUGUGGCAGAUAUUCCUAUCUCAUGCCUUGUGGCAUUUGUUGCUUUCCAAGGAAGCAGAGGCCUUCGAACAAAUCAGAUCUAUCCCUUGGACAUUCACUCGUCCACCAGAUCAUCCUUACCCAUUUAUGUGCCCAGUCGGCGGGAAGAAAUCAUCGUUGCUAUUAACACACGGCAGUUUAUUCCUGCGGGUAUCAUCCUGGCUUUCACCACGGAAUGGGUCAGCAUUUUCGAUCUCGCUACCUGGUGGCCACGGAGACGCGUCGCUAAUAUCUCAUUCAGAUUGCAGAUACCACGGCCUGAAAGUACAUAUCACCAGCUAUUGGCGCUGAUCAGCGCUUUUAUCUUCAUCAUCACGGACUUAGCGAUCGCGUUGUGCAUGUUCUGGUUCCUCUACCGGGCACAGCACGGCGUAGGCCAGCAGGCUAAGUACACAGUAAAGUCGUUGAUCAUUCUCGCGCUUGGGACGGGAUUGGCAAACAGCCUCAAUGCCCGAGAAUCGCUGAGGGAGCGCAUGCAGAGGGAACGGACGCUGGACGGGCUGAGCAAACUCGAGCAAGAUUGUCUUGUAAGGAAUACUCUGGGACCAAAUGGCGCAUCUUUACGUGCUUCGAGCUGGGGUGGACUGCGCUCUUUCCUGCCCAGCGAGUGGACCAGUAGCGCAAUAGAAGCAUCCUCAUUCACCUACGAGGCAACAAGGAGCUUUGGCAUCCUCGUGAAUCCACGAACUGUCCUCAUGCGUAGAGGGCCAAUAUAA
Gloeophyllum trabeum ATCC 11539 is the source of this 840-nucleotide messenger RNA. RefSeq lists its product as uncharacterized. The record is from RefSeq and is a predicted model, not a curated record. Lineage: Eukaryota; Fungi; Basidiomycota; Agaricomycetes; Gloeophyllales; Gloeophyllaceae. The transcript is spliced from 9 exons. The coding region runs from base 1 to 840 and encodes 279 amino acids.